UGUCAGAUUCUUGUGGAACCAGCUUUGGCGGGAAAAACCUCACAACGAGUUAUUACUUACUCGCGACGGAUUCGUAUUUGAUAAUACGUGCAGAAUUAGAAGAAUACGUUGGAGCACGAGCGUCACUCCAAUCCCUAGCCAUGGAGUCCAAUCCCUCGCCAGCGCUGCUGCGAUUUUGAUCGCGAGCACUAUCGCCGGCUCGGAAUUGUGAGGCCUUCUCCUUGGUAUCUCUGAUCUCUCUCUUUGUUGAGCUAGGGUUUUGGAAGCUAUUGUGGCAGGGGAAUUGAUCGAAAAUAAUCUUGCCUCAGCUCUGGCAAAUUCCUUCUCCGCAGGGAAUCGGUGCUUGCGUCAAGUAAGAACGUAUCAGUUCUCUAUUGCGGUCAAUGUUCUGAUUCUUACUUACUUGUGAUGCUUUGGUGUGAUUGUUGAUGAUUGUGAUUUUUCUGCAUAACAAAUGCUUUAAAGGAAAAUGAGUUCGAGGAGGUCAUCUUGGUGCUUCAGCAGGCGCCCUAGAAAUUAGAUUAGGGGUUUUUAGUUUCUAAAUAUUUAACUUCUUUGUUCUUUGCUCUAGUUGGCCCGUGUUUGGUGUUAUCUCUUGAUUGUAGCACUAGGUGAACAUAAUUAUUGAUACUUGAAGCUUUCAACCAGGGCUACAUAGUCAGUCCAUUGAAAGUAGCUUCUGUUUCUAGAAAUUGAUAGGGAAUGUAGAUCUUGUCUUCUGGAUUAAAUCUAAUAAGUUAUAGUGGUUGAGGUGAGGUGAGGUGAAGCUGCAAAGGAAUGCAACUGGAACAUCAAACAGGGAAUGAAUUGAACGAUGGAGAAGAUCUUGAUCUCUACACCAGAAGUGGCUCUGACAUUGGUGAAAAGGACCAUGAUUUCUAUACAAUAUUAAUACCUUUUAAGAUCUUUUUAUCUUCUGUUUCUUUAUUUGUGGGUAUUAUACUUUAAAAUUAUGCGGGGUUCCCUGUUUUUCACAUAAUGGCAGCCAGGUUAAGUCUCUCCAGCGCCAGGUUAAGGUAAUUACUCUGACAUUAAUAAAUUAGGCCAUUCAUUUCGUUCAAUUAGCCCUGAGGAGUCAGAAUUUAUUCUGUUUAUUUCUUUUCUAUAGUUCUUGUGAGUAAAACUUGCUGGUGUGAACCCAAGACUAGAUGUAACCUAUGAUAAGCUCUCGGGGCAAGAGAUAAUGUAUAAGUACCAGAAGAACUUCCAAAUAGUAAAAUUUUGCAGCCUGACAAACUUCAUUUGGAACUAACUUAUUGUAUGGACUCAUAAUGAUUAUAGUAUUUCAAGGUUGGUUUGAUUAUAUUGCUCUUCUCCUGAGGUAGUAAUACUUCAUACAAUUGCAGAUUUGUUUGCUUUAUUUGAUAUCCGCUUAUAUGUGAUGUUUGUGGAAUGCAACUGAUCGGUCAACGGUCAUGACAUGUACGCAAUGUGUUCGGUGAAAUUCCUCAAAUAGUAAGGAUUAGGGGUUUAAGAUUCUUUUGUUCUUCUGCUCUGUGCUCUGUAUAAUCAUCACUACCUUAGCCACCAUUCUUGUGAUGUACUGUGAGAAUUAGCUGAAGGCUCUUAAUUUGCGCUUUUUCAAACAAAGGACAGAUCAUUUCAUCAAUAAUUACAAGAAUCUUUGUUCACCUAGUAUCUCUUUUUUGUGUUGCGUAGGAGCUCCAAACCAAAGUUGGUCUGGUAGUCUAUCACCAAGCAUAGGCAACUUGGCAAAUGUCCAGCUUGUGUGAGUUUUCAGUUUACACAAAGCCAUUCCUGUGCUGUUUUUGCCACUCUAAAUGUGCUAAAUGUUAUACUUCUCUUUUGUUGUUGUUCAGGCUUAACAACUUCAAUAGCUAUGGAUAAGGUAAUGCAUAUGUCCAACUGGUUAUAAUCACUAAGUAUACAUCAACCUAGUCAUUGCUCUAGAUAAGAUGCUUAAGUUCUGUUCUUUUGCCUGUCUUCCUCGCGAUGGUAAUUCUAGGCCGGGCAGAUGGAAUAUGAAAAGGGGGUUCUAGUAACUGCUGCUGUAGUAGGUACUGGGUAAUUUGCUGUCCAUUUUUUCGGUUAGUGAAUUAAGGAGAUAGGACUUUAUGCCCCUCAUUUCAUGUUAGUAGUUAUUUGUGUCACCAGAUAGAAACAGGCAUCAAAAUGCUCUUCAAAAGGUCUUUAACCUUGUGUAAUCACCUUUUCAGGGCUGCCGAGUUUUGUCUUAGAUAGUUUAGCUAUUUCUUGUUGCUCCCAGCGUGGCUUCAGCAGUUUACAGCUCCAAUCUUGGCUUAUUGGAGGCGGAAAUGAACAAUACAAAUGACAUGCUUGUAACUAUGAGUGUUUUAGAACUCUUUGAUGAGUUGCCUGAAGUUGAGCAUGGGACAUAACUCUUAUUCAAUUUACUUACUCGUAGUCAUAGAAGAGGGAGAGUCAUCGGGGAAGUGGAUGAUGCAUUCAAGUUCAGAGAUGAAUCUGUCAGGUGUGGAAUCCCUUAUUUUGGCUAGUGAAGGGAGCCUUCUGUCAGAAGCCUGGACUCUAAUGAGUGUGAAUAUGCACAUGAAGCAUUGGGCCAAAUUGGAUUAUGGCUGCUGAGAUGCAGCAAAAGCUGCCGCCUUCGAUGGACUAAGUUGGGGGUGAACAAACACACCCGUAAACUGACCCAUCCGUUCAACCCGACCCAACCCACCCGUAUUUAUCUCUAAAACUAAGGUUUUGGGUUGGGUGAAGGUUUUCUUUUCUACAACCCGCCUCUUUUGGGUUGGGUUUGGGUUUUGGAUUACACAACCUGUAGAACCCAACCCGUGUUCCAACUAUUGAUAUGAGUUCGUAUCCAAAAAAUAUUUAUGUCGUAUAUAACCAUACUUAUUAGAAAAUUAAGAUAUUUCGCCAUAUUUUUCUCUCAUGCUCUCACUAAUCUAAUGCAUUUUUCGGGUUAAAGUUUAGACACAGAUUUAAUAUAGCUAUGAUUCACGU
Molecule: messenger RNA, 2946 nt
Organism: Linum trigynum
Lineage: Eukaryota; Viridiplantae; Streptophyta; Magnoliopsida; Malpighiales; Linaceae
Source: the annotation of a GenBank genome assembly